Messenger RNA from Punica granatum (pomegranate), 4517 nucleotides. Lineage: Eukaryota; Viridiplantae; Streptophyta; Magnoliopsida; Myrtales; Lythraceae. The record is from RefSeq and is a predicted model, not a curated record.
ACACCUUACUGCAGUUGGUCUUUGUGGCCGACAAAGUCAUUAGGAUUUGCUAUUAAAAAAAAUCUUGGGUUUAUGCUUUGUGGAAUAAAGUCUCCUCCGCACACUCAUCAGAUCAGAUCUGACUGCAGAUCUUUGGACUUGAGAUCUCAGACUACUGCAAUGGCCGCUUCCGAUGCCGCCGCCAAGAGAAGAAGUCUAAACGAGGGUUUGGCAGAUCCAAAGCUGCAGCAAUCAUCAACGGGCAUCAGCUCCAGCAGCAGCGGAAGCAGACCCUCACCCUCCUACGGUCGUGGUUACGAAGUCUUCCUGAGCUUCCGCGGGGCUGAUACCCGGGAUGGCUUCACUGAUUUCCUCUACACUAGCCUGAGAGAUGCCGGGGUCGAUGUUUUCAGGGACAAUGAAGAGCUCCAUGUUGGGGAAGAGAUCGGUCCCCAGCUCCUCGACAGGAUUGAGCGGUCCAAGAUCUCUAUCCCCAUUUUCUCCAAGAACUACGCCUCCAGUAAAUGGUGCCUCCGGGAGUUUGCUUGUAUGAUGGAAUGCAGGAAGAGGAUGAAGCAGACUGUGCUUCCCAUUUUCUACGAUGUCACGCCGAAUGAGGUUCAGCACCCCGAGAAGGGGAUUUAUGCCGAGGCCUUUUCUAAGCACGUGGAAGAUUCAAAGCGCGACCCGAGGAUCGAUGUUCGAAAGUGGAGGGAAGCUCUUGAGGAGGUUGGAACAUUGAAGGGCUGGGAUUUACAGAAUGAGACGAACGGACAUCAAGGACAAUUGAUAAAGCUAGUUGUCGGAAGGGUACUGAGUGAUUUGAAGAAAGGCCAUCUUAUUUUGACCGAAAAAUUUGUCAGAGUCGAUGAUAAGAAAAGAGCGGUCAUGAGGUUGCUUGAGGUGGGGAACGAAGACGUGAGAACUAUUGGGGUCUUUGGUAUGGGCGGCAUUGGUAAGACAACACUUGCCAAGGUCAUCUAUAAUGAAAUUAUGGACUACUUCGACAGUUGCAGCUUCCUCAAAGAUAUCCGUGCAACAGUAUUGCAUUUGGGUGGCCUUAAGUGCCUGCAGAAUCAGCUAGCUGCAGAUCUCUCUAGAUGUAAAGACCAAGACUUCACUACGACUGAUGAAGGAAUGGAUGAGCUGCAACGCAGGUUUCGGGAGAAGAAAGUUCUCGUUGUUCUCGAUGAUGUCGAUGACAGUAACCAACUCAAGGAACUGGCCUCAGUUGCUUGGUUUGGUCCAGGAAGCAGAGUCAUCGUUACAACCAGAAAUAAGAAUGCUCUAGGUUUGACUCCGGAAGAAUUGCAAUAUGAAGUCGAGGAAAUGAAUCCUGUCUGGUCAAUGGAACUCUUCUGCAAGCAUGCUUUCAGGAGUGACUCUCCAACGGUUGAAUUAAGGGCUCUGUCUGAUGCUAUUGUGAAUACAACCGGAGGGCUUCCUUUAGCGCUUGAGGUUAUAGGGUCUUACCUUUGUGGAAAAGGGAAGGUCAUAUGGAAAGAGACGUUAAAGAAGUUGAAAGAAAAACCUCACAUGAAAGUCCAAGAAAAGCUGAGGAUCAGCUAUGACUCGUUAGAACUUGAACAACAAAAAAUAUUUUUAGACAUUGCAUGCCAUUUUAUUGGAAAAGAUAGACGAGUGGCGAUUCACAUGUGGGAAGAUUGUAAGUUUUAUCCAGAAAGUGGACUUGAUGAACUCAUUCUGCGGUCUCUUAUUAAGAUCGGGGGGGACAACACAUUCUGGAUGCACGAUCAACUAAGAGACCUUGGCAGAGCAAUAGUUCAACAAGAGGAUGAGAAAGAACCAGGGAAUCGAAGUAGGUUGUGGAACAACGAAGAAGCAUUAAGUGUACUGCAGGAAAAAAAGGGUUCACCAUGUAUUGAAGCCAUUUGUCUAGAGUUUCCACAUUUGGAGGUUGAACAUAGGCGUCUUACUGACCAAAACUUUAGAAACAUGUCCGCUUUGAGGUUCCUUGAAAUAGAUGGUGCUGCCCUUGAUGGGGAUUUCCGGAACCUGUUUACAAAGUUGAGAUACCUUUGUUGGCGAUAUGGGGGGCAAGCGUGUGAGCCAACCAACUUAGAUUUAAAAAGCCUGGUUGUUCUUGAUCUAUCAGGCAGCUUGGUCACGCAUGAUUGGAGAUGCUGGAGCCUCAUGCAGACUGCAUCGAAGCUUAAAGUUCUUAUUUUGGAGGAAUGUCACCUAUUAACAUCAACCCCAGACUUCUCAUUGUUUCCAAAGCUGCCUAAUCUAUCAAACUUAAAAGCAUUGAGAGAGAUGAAUGCAGGAGGAUGUCAAAAGCUGCGAGAACUUGAAGGACUUGGUGGGUUGGUAGAUUUGGAAGAGUUGUCUAUUAGAGGAUGUACUAAAAUUGAAAAGCUGCCUAAUCUAUCAAACUUAAAAGCAUUGAGAGAGCUGAAUGCAGGAGGAUGUCAAAAGCUGCGAGAACUUGAAGGACUUGGUGGGUUGGUAGCUUUGGAAGAGUUGUCUAUUGGAGGAUGUACUAAAAUUGAAAAGCUGCCUAAUCUGUCAAACUUAAAAGCAUUGAGAGAGAUGUAUGCAGGAGGAUGUCAAAAGCUGCGAGAACUUGAAGGACUUGGUGGGUUGGUAGCCUUGGAAGUGUUGUCUAUUGAAGGAUGUACUGAAAUUGAAAAGCUGCCUAAUCUAUCAAGCUUAAAAGCAUUGAGAGAGAUGUAUGCAGGAGGAUGUCAAAAACUGCGAGAACUUGAAGGACUUGGUGGGUUGGUAGCUUUGGAAAAGUUGAAUAUUGAAGGAUGUAUUGAAAUUGAAAAACUAUCUAAUCUAACAAGCUUAAAAGCAUUUAGAGAGAUGUAUGCAGGAGGAUGUCAAAAGCUGCGAGAACUUGAAGGACUUGGUGGGUUGGUAGCUUUGGAAAAGUUGAAUGUUGAAGGAUGUACUGAAAUUGAAAAGCUGCCUAAUCUAUCAGACUUAAAAGCAUUGAGAGAGAUGUAUGCAGGAGGAUGUCAAAAGCUGCGAGAACUUGAAGGACUUGGUGGGUUGGUAGCUUUGGAAAAGUUGAAUAUUGAAGGAUGUGCUGAAAUUAAAAAGCUGCCUAAUCUAUCAGACUUAAAAGCAUUGAGAGAGAUGUAUGCAGGAGGAUGUCAAAAGCUGCGAGAACUUGAAGGACUUGGUGGGUUGGUAGCUUUGGAAAAGUUGAAUAUUGAAGGAUGUGCUGAAAUUAAAAAGCUGCCUAAUCUAUCAGACUUAAAAGCACUGAGAGAGAUGUAUGCAGGAGGAUGUCAAAAGCUGCGAGAACUUGAAGGACUUGGUGGGUUGGUAGCUUUGGAAAAGUUGAAUAUUGAAGGAUGUAUUGAAAUUGAAAAGCUGCCUAAUCUAUCAGACUUAAAAGCAUUUAGAGAGAUGUAUGCAGGAGGAUGUCAAAAGCUGCGAGAACUUGAAGGACUUGGUGGGUUGGUAGCUUUGGAAAAGUUGAAUGUUGAAGGAUGUACUGAAAUUAAAAAACUGCCUAAUCUAUCAGACUUAAAAGCAUUGAGAGAGAUGUAUGCAGGAGGAUGUCAAAAGCUGCGAGAACUUGAAGGACUUGGUGGGUUGGUAGCUUUGGAAAAGUUGAAUAUUGAAGGAUGUACUGAAAUUAAAAAGCUGCCUAAUCUAUCAGACCUAAAAGCAUGGAGAGAGAUGUAUGCAGGAGGAUGUCAAAAGCUGCGAGAACUUGAAGGACUUGGUGGGUUGGUAGCUUUGGAAAAGUUGAAUAUUGAAGGAUGUAUUGAAAUUGAAACGCUGCCUAAUCUAACAAACUUAAAAGCAUGGAGAGAGAUGUAUGCAGGAGGAUGUCAAAAGCUGCGAGAACUUGAAGGACUUGGUGGGUUGGUAGCUUUGGAAAAGUUGAAUAUUGAAGGAUGUACUGAAAUUGAAAAGCUGCCUGAUCUAUCAAACUUAAAAGCUUUGAGAAAGAUGAAUGUAGGAGGAUGUCAAAAGCUGCGAGAACUUGAAGGACUUAGUGGGUUGGUAGCUUUGGAAGAGUUGGAUGUUGAAGGAUGUACUGAAAUUGAAAAGCUGCCUGAUCUAUCAAACUUAAAAGCUUUGAGAAAGAUGAAUGUAGGAGGAUGUCAAAAGCUGCGAGAACUUGAAGGACUUAGUGGGUUGGUAGCUUUGGAAGAGUUGGAUGUUGAAGGAUGUACUGAAAUUGAAAAGAUGAAUGCUCGAGGAUGUCAAAAGCUGCGACAACUUGAAGGACUUGGGGGGUUGGUAGCUUUGGAAGAGUUGGAUGUUGAAGAAUGUAUUGAAAUUGAAAAGCUAUCUAAUCUAUCAAACUUAAAAGCUUUGAGAAAGAUAAAUGCACGAGGAUGUCAAAAGCUGCGAGAACUUGAAGGACUUGGUGGGUUGGUAGCUUUGGAAGAGUUGGAUGUCGAAGGAUGUACUGAAAUUGAAAAGCUGUCUAAUUUAUCCAACUUGAAAGCUUUGAAAAAGAUGAAUGCACGAAGAUGUGAAAAGCUGUGAUAACUUGAAGGACUUGGUGGGUUGGUAGCUUUGGAAGAGUUGGAUGUUGAAGGAUGUAC